Molecule: messenger RNA, 8015 nt
Organism: Equus caballus (horse)
Lineage: Eukaryota; Metazoa; Chordata; Mammalia; Perissodactyla; Equidae
Source: RefSeq, a predicted model, not a curated record
AGGAUGGGCAGCUUUUCUUCCUUUUAGGAGUCAGUUUUCACUGAUCUCCCUCUGUAUGAAUUCCUUAUUGCUACCAUAACAAAUUACCGCGGCCUUGGUGGUUAAAAUGACCACUAUUUAUUGUCUUACAAUUAUGGAGGUUAAACGUCUAAGGUGGGUCGGCAGGGCUGCGUUCCUCCUGGAGGUCCCGGGGGAACAUCCUCCCCUCGCCUCGUCCACCGCAUUCUUUGGCUGGUGGCCCUGCUUCAUUCCAACCUCUGCUUCGGUGUCCUCACAUCUCCUUCUCUGUCUCUGACCAUCCUGCCUCUCUUUUUAAGGACCCAGUGGUUAAGUGGGGCCCACCAGGGUAAUCCAGGCUAAUCUCCCCCCCUCAAGGUCCUUAACCCUUAACUUCAUCAAGUCAGCAAAGUCCACUUUGCCACGGAAGGUACCACAUUCGCAGGUGUGGGGAUUGGACCCGGACAUCUCUGGGGAGUGGGGGCAUUAUUCUGCCUGCCUCACUCUCCAUUUGGACACUUUGAUGUGACUUGUAUAUCUAGGGAUUUUUCUGUUCUUUUACUGAUUUCCUCCAGAGGUCUAUAUUUUCCCUCUAGUUCCAGGACAAAUUAACCUUAAGUCUUGCACUGAUCUGCUCUCAUGCACAUUUUCUUCUAAAUUAAAUCCCUUCUUUUCUUUCUUUUUAUUUUUUAAAUUGUUUCUCUUGUUCUUUCCUGCUGAAAUACCUGUUUUCCCUUUAUUUUCUUAUCCUGUAAAUUCUGGGUAAUGUAAGUUUUCCCAUUUUUGUUUUUCCCCGAAGGAAACAGAGAGGGCUCCCUCUCCUUACGCAGGGUAGCCCGGGGUCAUGACGUCUAGACAGACCGGGGUUCAAAUCUAGUCUCCGUUACUUACCAGCUGUGUGACUUAGGCAGAUUACUUGGCUUUGCUGAACCUCAGUUUCCUCAUCUGUGAAAUGGAAGGAAUAAUGCCCAGCUUGAUAGGAUUAAAUGAAAUGAUGUAUAAAAUGUGGUGAGCCCAGUGAUGGCUCCUAGCAAGCAUACCAGUUCUCUUCUCCUUUUCCUUCUAUAUACUUAGAAAGCAAGAAGGUGAUUGAGUGUAGGGCCAAAACCCAGGAUCCAUCCCCAAAUGAGCAGCCUCCCAUUGUGGGCAGCCAUCUCUUGUUCUGAAGAAAUUCCUGGCUUGUCCAAGUGACUUAUGAGCCCCUGCAAAGGCAUCUAGCUGGUGGUUACACAUGGUAGGGAGCAGACGCAAAGCCCACCUCCCGAGUUCAAAUCCCAGCUCUGCCUUUACUAGUCACGUGACCCUAGGCAAGUUAGUUAACCUCUCUGUGCCUCAGUUUACCCAUUUGUUAAAUGGGAUACUAAAACUACCGUCUUCAUAUUGUUGUUAAGAAUAAAUAAGCUACAUUUGUAAAGUACUUAAGAUAAGGCCUGUCACGAAGUAAGUACUUCAAAUUCAUUUAAUAAAUAUUUAAUGGGAAUACUGUAGGCUGGGCUGGUUGUGAGGAAUACUGCAAACAGAUGCUGUCCCGGCUCCAGUAAGGCUCAGUCUAGCUGGGGAACAAAGAAUCCCCAGGGGAAGGAGCGUUUCCAAGGAGAAGUAUGUAAGGAGAAGUAUGUUGUGUAACGGGAGUACAUCUCAGCCCCUGGUCUACACUGAGGACCUCCUGGAGGAAGUGAUAUUUGUGAAAAUCUGGAAUUGUUAUUGGUAGAGCCGUGGGAUCUCUUACCCAGCGUUGAUCUAUUUCUGUUUGGUUCUGUUUAGGAGUUUCCUGGUACUGGGGAGUGGGGCAGGCUUCUGGGGCUGCCUGAUAAUCAGAGGAAAGAAGGAAGGAGGCCUGGGGCUUGCUACCAGGCCUGUUCUGACCUAACCAGAGGAAGCCCGAGGCCGUGGAGCACAGGCUGUAGACACAAACAUUUCUGGAACUCUCUCUCUACCAGGGCAGCAGGCUGUGCUUCCCUGGCCAGUGGCCCAGCCCACCGGAAUCAAAGAAAGAAAGAUGCCAUACUCCGCUUGUCCACUGGGUGGAGUAUUUUAGCCAAAGAAGGGAACUUUGGCGAUAGUGACGUCCUAGGUCUUUUGCCUUGGAGAAGAGGCGAGCUUGGACUUGUCAAGAGUCAUACCCAUCAAAAUUCUCCUCCGUAGGUAACGUUCGCCAAACUUCCUGAAACCUGUGAAGUGUGCCAAGGCCGAUCCUGGUAAAAGAAAAUUCUCCGUGGGCGUAACCAAUUUUAAAAUUUUAGAGCCAGAAAGCGGCCAUAGGAGACCAGUGAGGGUGACCCGCUCUUCCACAAAUUGGAAAUGUAAGGUCGAGAGAUGAGCAGACUUGACCGAGGUCGCAGAGCCAGGCAAUGUCAGACGGGCCCAGAACCCAGGGCCCCUGAUUUCUGGAACGUGGCUCUCUCACUCUGAGCUGCCUCUGAGUUGCUCAUAUAGGUUCCCUGCCCUGUAGGCCUUCCAGUGUAGAUGGGAACCUAUGUUUGAUUAACAGACGAAGAAGUCUGAGACAGAAAACUGAUGCUGAUGUAGGAGGAAGGAAGAGGUGGCUACAACCCCCUCUAGUGGUGGUGUCGCUGUAGGGCUCAGCGUGGAGGCCUCUACCUCUCCCCAGGCCCUCAGCAGCUUGCUCUCUGCCUCACUCCCUCCCCUCCCUUCUGCUCCCAUGUUCCCCCCUCAAAGACCUACCACCAGUCCAAAAGGCCACCCCCUACCCUCUGACACAGGCUCUCCCUUGUCCUUCCCAAUUGUUCUUCAGAGCAUGUGCCUCUACCUGAUGUCAUAUUGCGCACAUGUGCACAUGCACACAUUCACACUCACUCACACACACAUACACACCACGUACGUUUUGGUUGUUGAUUGCUGUUUGUCUCCCCUCUAGGAUGUAAGCUCGGUGAGUUCAGGUUUUCAAUGUAUCUGUUCCCAGGACCCAGAAGAAUGUCUGGUACACAGAAGAUGUCCAAUAGAAAUUAAUUAACAAAUAAAUGAAAAACCGUGGCUUCAAAUCCUGAUUCAUCUGUAAAAUGGAUUAUUGUGAAGAUCAGUUACAUAAUACAUGCAAAAUCACUCUGCCACCUGUCAAGAAUAAGGGCAUGAAAGGGGCUAGGUUAGAUUAAGGGAUUGUAGGUGGUGCCCACUCACAGAGAAAAGGACUGGAAAUUGUUAGCAAAAACAAGGGGCCUAGUCAUAUAUCAUGACAACAAUUAACAUGUGUUUGUAUAACGUCACAUAAAGAUGUGACUUCAGCAUGAUCCCAUAAACUAGGGAUGCACGAUGCUCUGGCUUGGGCAGUGGCUAAAUCUGGAACCAAAUAGCUGAUUCGCUAGAUGCAAAGCUGACUCAGAAACGUCAGAAGCAUUCCUUGUUUACAAAAUAAAUUAAUUAAAGUUGGUGAGCAAUAAGGCAAAGGAAAAACAAAAAUAGGAAAAUAAAAGGCAUUCAGAAAAAAGGUACAUAAAAUCAAACCACGGAAACCUGUCCUUACUAAGAGUGGGACACAAGUGUAGGGCCUCCUGUCCACCGGUGGAUGGACAGUGGGAAACCUGAUCAUCACAGCACAUGUCAGCAGCUGUGCCGUCCUCAGGGCUGGGCUGCAGGGCCCCAAAUAGGGUCCAGGAGGAUCUGGGGGACAGGAACAUCCCACACUGGGGCUUUUUUCUGUUAAUGCUCAGUUGGUCGUCAGCCAGACUCAUAGGCUAAACUAAAUUUUACAAAAUUACCCCUUUGCUCUGGCACUUUUUGUCAUUUCCAAGUCAACAGGCAAUUCAAAUACUCAGUUUGAAUAUCUCUCAGUUUUUCAGUAACAUUAAAAAAACUCUAUGUAUUAAGAAAAGUGGAGCAAAUUCUAAAUAAAGGUAACCCAAUGAGAUGGAGACAACUGGGAACAGUUUUGGGAAGCUGACCUCAAAAAGACAAGACAUACAAUGUUUCACUUGGAAAUCUUUGUUCCCCCUAAAUUCUCUAAAGAAAGCAGAGAUCUCGCAUGCUUGCCAAUGAUCUGGAAAGCUAACUACAUCUCAGAAUGGUUGUUCUUGGCUCCGUCUUUAAAAGCAUAGAGACUACACCACAGUAAGAACUGAAUGCUGUCUCGGGCCUCAAUGAUGUCUUCUCCGCGGUCCUGGCUCCCUGGACAUGGAAGUGUCUGAAAACAACUCUUUGUCAGCCUGACUGUGAACAUAAGGCCCCCUGGUUGCAGAAGAGGGGCCUGGUCUCACUCGCAUAGGCCACUGAACUCCUCUUUCCUUCCAUCCCCUGCAAACCUUGUGUGUGACAGUCCUCAUAUUUCCAAAGCUGAUUUUCCAACCAACGGAAGAUGAAAACUUGGCCCAAAUCAUAAGAGCCGUAGACCACUCCAAAGGGUGGAAAGACAUGACCGGACUGGUGUUUGACCAGAAGGGGUGGUCAAGGAGCCACUUAAAAAGAUGGAUGUCUGCAGGGGAAUUGCCCUGAGGCAGAAACCAGGAGCAAGCAGGCCGGAGGCCCAGCUGAAUCCGCCUGCUGGCAGUUAGGGACGCCAUCUCAGACAAGUUGCUGAUCUCUCUGACUCUCAGUUAGCUCACCUGUGAAAUGAGCACUAAUCUCUUCUGCCUCAGUUGCCUGCUGGAUUUAAGGAGAAAAUGGACAGGAAAGCGUUCACAAAGCAUUACGAUUAGAGACUGGCAAGUGAUGAUUAUAACCUACGUUCCACAUCUCCAGAGAGAAUGAAGCAAGUGCAAUAGCCACUGCGUUGGGCACUUGCUUGAUACCAUGCUUUUCUACUCUAUGUCUAAACCUUACUAUAUGGUUAUAAUUGUCUCGAUUUGACGUGGGGAAACUGAGACUCAGAGAGGCUGAGUGACCCUCCAAAGUCCAUUCAGCCAUUGAAACGCAGAGUGGGGAUUUGAACUCUGAUCUAUUCGGCUUCUAGACUCUCUACCCUAGUCUGUCUCUAACAAGGAGGAAAGGGGCAAAAAUAAUACAAUAGGGGUUAAUGUAAAAAAAGAAAUAUGACAGAGAUGAUUGAGAAAAACCUAAGAGGGUUUCUGAGGAAGACCGUUAAACUUUUAUUUAAUUUUAAAAUGGGGACAAGUCCUCCUUGCAUUGGUGUCCCUACGCUCCUUGCCCGGUGACUGGCAGAGCCACGUGCACAUAUGCAGUGGCCAGAGCUGGUUUCUAAGAGGAGAGGACAGAGGGAGGGGAAGGCAUGCACAGAAUGUGAAGUCCACCUCGGAGCUCCGUUUAUUCUCUUGUCAACAGUGAGUAGGCAGGGGACGGCCGAGCAGCCUGCCAGGAAGGGACAGGCUGAACUACCUCCCUCGAUAACUGAGCGGUUCAGUAAUGUCAGAGUGGCGUUGUUUGUGUCCUAACAUCACCAGUUGGUUUUUGGCGCCCGGGUCCCAUCUCUGUCUCCUCUCAUUCUCUCCUUCUCCUUCUCAAGGUUAGCUCUCUUCUUUGACCUUCCUGGCCUCCUUAUUCAUGUGCACACGUUCUCCUCUUUUCCUCCUGCCUCCUCCCUCUGCACCGCUCUGAGAGACUGUAUCAGCGAAUCCCUCAACAGUGUCAUAUCUAACUUUUUUAUUCAUUGCAUGAUUUAUUUUUAGCCUGAAACAACUGCAUCCUAAAAAUGGAGUUCCUGAUGAGACAGGGGCUGGGCCAAGCUAUGUGAGGUAUCUGGGGCUUGGCCGCCCAGCCUGCCGCCUAGUCCACACACGCCUGUGUGGGCGAGCCUGCUGUCUGCCCUGAGCCCCGACGGCACUUAGCUGGACCCCAGGAGGGGAAGAGUCGGUUCUGGGGCUGUGGAAGGGCAAACGCGGCAGAGGAGGCCAGGCUCUCUGCUCCCACUCCUCUCAACAAGUGCUCCCAGAGUCUUCUGCCCUCUCUCCUGUGCUCCAUAUAACUUUUCCCAGAUGAAGAGAACUCACCUGUUUGUGGUGGGGGUCUACCUGCUGUCCACCUGCAGGGCGGAAGAGGGGCUCAACUUCCCCACCUACGACGGCAAGGACCGCGUGGUCAGUCUCACUGAGAAGAACUUCAAGCAGGUUUUGAAGAAAUACGACUUGCUCUGCCUCUACUACCAUGAGCCCGUGUCUUCCGAUAAAGUCGCCCAGAAACAGUUCCAGCUGAAAGAAAUUGUGCUUGAGCUUGUGGCCCAGGUCCUGGAACACAAAGAUAUAGGCUUUGUGAUGGUGGAUGCCAAGAAAGAAGCCAAGCUUGCCAAGAAACUGGGUUUUGAUGAAGAAGGAAGCCUGUAUAUUCUCAAGGGUGACCGCACAAUUGAGUUUGAUGGCGAGUUUGCAGCUGAUGUCUUGGUGGAGUUCCUCUUGGAUAUUCCUGAAGAGAUAAGGAACGUCCACACUGAUGGUUCCUCAUCUAUCAGCUCGUCCACGGUGGCCUAUUGCCUCUUCUUCACAGUCUCAAAAGCCCAGAGAGAGUCAGAACUAAUUGAAGAUCCUGUGGAGAUCAUCAACAGCAAACUGGAAGUCCAAGCCUUUGAACGCAUUGAGGACCAGAUCAAACUCAUUGGCUUUUUCAAGAGUCAGGACUCAGAAUAUUAUAAGGCUUUUGAAGAGGCAGCCGAACACUUCCAGCCUUACAUCAAAUUUUUUGCUACCUUCGACAAAGGAGUUGCAAAGAAAUUGUCCUUGAAGAUGAAUGAGGUUCACUUCUACGAGCCAUUUAUGGAUGAGCCCAUUGCCAUCCCCAACAAACCUUACACAGAAGAGGAGCUCGUGGAGUUCGUGAAGGAGCACCAAAGACCCACUCUACGUCGCCUACGCCCAGAAGAUAUGUUUGAAACAUGGGAGGAUGAUUUAAAUGGGAUCCACAUUGUGGCCUUUGCAGAGAGGAGUGACCCAGAUGGCUACGAGUUCCUGGAGAUCCUGAAACAGGUUGCCCGGGACAAUACCGACAACCCUGACCUGAGCAUCGUAUGGAUUGACCCGGAUGACUUUCCUUUGCUUGUUGCCUAUUGGGAAAAGACUUUCAAGAUUGACCUAUUCAAGCCACAGAUUGGGGUGGUGAAUGUGACAGAUGCUGACAGUGUCUGGAUGGAGAUUCCAGAUGAUGAUGACCUGCCCACAGCUGAGGAGCUGGAAGACUGGAUUGAGGACGUGCUUUCUGGGAAGAUAAACACUGAAGAUGAUGACAAUGAAGAUGAAGAUGAUGACGAUGAUGAUGACGAUGAUGAUGAUGAUGAUAAUUCUGAUGAAGAAGAUAAUGAUGACAGUGAUGAUGAUGAUGAAUAGCCCCAACUCCAAAUGAUUUUGUUGAAAACAAAAUCACAGCUACCCACUACCUUACAGACAGCACAAGGUGGCAGCAGGCAGCCUUGGCCCACGCCCAGCCAGCUCCUUUCCCUUUUCCAACCUCUCUUUUCCCACUCCCUUCUCAUCAGGAGAUGUGCAGUUCAGCAAAUGCCUUUCUAAAUCCUGCAAUUCCACUCAGCAAAGACAAGUGGGGGGAAUUAUUCCCAUGUUGACUGUCUUGAUUGUCAUGAAACAGCUCUUGUUCUUUGCCGGACCAUCAGCGGUCAUGGCAGUGUGGUAUCUGGCAGUCUGGGGAGAAAACGCCCCUAACGCCUCUACUCAAGUUUACUUGUUGUCUUUGACCAUGACCGUAACAGAAUUGACAGCUUGCUAACUCACUAGCAUGGAGUGACCUUAUAAUCAGAGCCCAGGGAAGACACACAAUCAAUCCAUUUAGCCCCCAAGCCUAGAACAUCAGUUAGGAUCCCUCCUUUAGAUAAGAGGCUCUCUCUUAGGGAAGGCUCAGCCUUAGAAACAAGUUUAUAAAUCUGCUUCUUUUGGCUCUAUUAAAUGUAUCAUUUUAAGUGUAGGUCAGACUAUUAUGAACUCAGAUCUAAGCCUUGGAUGGCUACUGAGAGGCCUUGAAACACAUGUGUACAGAUGUCACCAUCAUUUGGAGUACAUUAGGAUACUUGGAUGGGAGCUUGAUCUGCUCUCUGAACUUCCCUCUUGGUGACAAGUCUUGCAUAUACAUGGGGGUGGAGGGAACUGGAAGGAUUAAAGGUUUUUAAUUAUUUC